AUGGAGCUCGCCUCUUCCCCUCUCUCCACCCCGACCACGGGAGGAGGGAUCCCGCGCACGGCCUCCCCAGGGAGUCAGGUUCUCGACAACGGUACCAACAUUGGCAGCGCCUCUGGCCGGAAGGCGAGCUUUGGCGGUGGUGCGCUCGGCCAGAACUUUGCGAUGGAGCGCAGGGGGAGUGCGGAGUCUGGGCCCGCGAGGCGCGGAAGCAGGCGAGGAAGCGGGGUGGUUAUGACUCCGGGAGGGGCGCCGGUGGUUUACCACACCAGAACUGACGAGGACCGAGAGUUCCCACACGCCGAGAAGAAGACGAUCGCGGACUUGCUCAGGAAGUACGAGUCGCUCCUUACCCUCACUCCCCAGCGGAUGAGGAUGAUCGUGCACGCGAUUGAGGAGACGCUUGAUAAGGGCUUGCAGAAGGAUGGGCAGAUCGUGCCGAUGAUUCCCACAUUCGUCUUUGGCUGGCCGACCGGCGAGGAAGUCGGCGAAUACCUCGCCCUCGACUUGGGAGGAACCAACCUCCGAGUCUGCCUUGUCGACCUCCAAGGCCACGGCAAGUUUGAAGUCACGCAGACCAAGUAUAGGUUGACCGAGGAGCAAAAGCAGGAGGAUGGGCAGAAGCUGCUGGACUUCUGUGCCGAGUGUCUGGACAACUUUAUCACGAACACGCUUGGGAGGACUGAGAAUGACCCGAUGCUCCCUCUUGGGUUUACGUUCUCAUACCCUUGCUCGCAAUUGAGGAUUGACCACGGAGAGCUGAUCCGCUGGACCAAGGGUUUCGGUGCACCCAACAUCGAAGGCCACGACGUCGCCGCAAUGUUUGCAUCUUCACUCAAGCGCUUGAACGUCAACGCAGAGCUCACCGCCCUGAUCAACGACACCACCGGAACGCUCAUCGCCUCCAACUAUGUCGAUCCCAACACCAAAAUCGCCGUCAUCUUCGGAACAGGGUGCAAUGCUGCUUAUAUGGAGACGGCGGGGAACAUCCCGAAGAUGAGCAGCGUGGGGUUGGAAGCUGAUCAGGGGAUGGCCAUCAACUGCGAAUGGGGAGCAUUCGACUCGUUUGACCACCAACACCUUCCCCGGACAAAGUACGAUAUCAUCAUUGAUGAGUCGUCCAACAAGCCCGGAGAGCAGUCAUUCGAGAAGAUGAUCGCCGGUCUCUACCUCGGCGAAGUCUUCCGUCUGAUCCUCUGCGAGCUCAUCGACAGCGGAGACCUCUUCCUGGGUCAAAACACGUACAAGCUUGAAAAGGCUUAUGCGUUCGACACUGCCUUCUUGUCACUUAUGGAAAGUGACCCAACCGACGAGCUCCUCACCAUCAUCGGUGUCUUCUCCCACUUCUUCGGUAUCGAGACGACCCUCGAAGAACGUCAAUUCUUCCGUCAACUCGCUGUUCUGAUUGGGACCCGUGCUGCCCGGCUCAGCGCGUGCGGUAUUGCCGCGAUUGUCAGCAAGAAGGGGUACCUCGAGAAAGGAUGCGCCGUGGGGGCUGAUGGGAGUUUGUACAACAAAUACCCCAACUUCGCCAACCGGGUCCACGCGGCGUUGGUGGAUAUCUUUGGCGAGAAGGGGAAGCGCAUCGUCACGCACCAUGCGGAGGACGGGUCGGGUGUGGGAAGUGCCAUCAUUGCUGCAAUGACCAAGGCGAGGAAGGAGAAGGGAUUCUACGUUGAUUACUAG
Messenger RNA from Dioszegia hungarica, 1683 nucleotides. Its product is annotated as putative hexokinase. Gene Ontology annotation, molecular function: fructokinase activity; mannokinase activity; ATP binding. The record is from RefSeq and is a predicted model, not a curated record. Gene Ontology annotation, biological process: glucose 6-phosphate metabolic process; glycolytic process; intracellular glucose homeostasis. The coding region runs from base 1 to 1683 and encodes 560 amino acids. Lineage: Eukaryota; Fungi; Basidiomycota; Tremellomycetes; Tremellales; Bulleribasidiaceae. The transcript has 15 exons. Gene Ontology annotation, cellular component: mitochondrion; cytosol.